This is a messenger RNA of Varroa destructor (honeybee mite), 3653 nucleotides long. Its product is annotated as F-BAR domain only protein 2. NCBI's taxonomy places the organism in Eukaryota, Metazoa, Arthropoda, Arachnida, Mesostigmata, Varroidae. Gene Ontology annotation, cellular component: plasma membrane; clathrin-coated pit; cytoplasm. Gene Ontology annotation, biological process: clathrin-dependent endocytosis; clathrin coat assembly. The record is from RefSeq and is a predicted model, not a curated record.
GUCGUGUGUGAUAAAUCCAUGAAGAAUUGUGCUAGUGUGACGGGGAUGAAAACUGAUUACAGAGCUACCACGUAGUUGCAGAACACCUGUCUCAUAUUAUCACCGCCGGCAUCUGGCGAUCAACAAGCUGACCGGAGUGCCCAGGAAGAAACCCUCCAGGGUCCUCCGCGUCCGCGCACCCGUCUUCCGUCGAUGUUCUCCAAAGAAGAAACCUCCGAAAAACUUUUUCUUUCUUAUCUUCAAUAGCACCAAUCACAACGGCAGCCACGGCACCAGCCCCGACGACUUACUAACAGGCGGAUAAUAAUCCACAGAUCAAGUGAAAAGAUCCACAGAAAAUUCAAAAAACUGAAAAUUGACUUCAUUUAUCUGAUAAGGCGUCAGCCCCAUCACUAAAUUCACGAUGACAGUCGACUUCCGGGAGCACUUCUGGGGGGACCGGAACACUGGAUUCGAGCUGCUUUAUCGCAACGCCAAACAAAGUCACGCAACGGCCAAAGAGCUCGUCGACUUCGUGCGUGAACGCAGUCAAAUCGAAGAGAGCUACUCGAAGCUAUUAGCCAAGCUCGCUUCGUCACGUCUGCUCGGCAGCGCGUCGUCGGUGGCGCCAUUAUGGGCGGCCUUGCGUAGCUCGACGGAAAAAGCGGCUUCGGUGCAUGCCCAGCUUGCGCACCAGUUAGCUGAUUCUGUCAAGGAGCUCGUACGCUACGCCGAUGAACAACAUCGACGACACAAGGCCAUUAAGGAUGAAGAGGCACAAACGAUGGAAGCGGUCCAAGCACUGCAACAGAAUACUCUGUUACUGUCAAAAGCCCGCGAAGCGUGCGAGUCACGCCGAAGUGGAGGCAGCGAAGGUAACGAGCUGAAGCGCAAGAAGGCCCUUGACGAUUUUCGGACGCAGGGCGAACGUUACGAGCAGGCGAGGCUGAUCUUUAUACAGAGGAUGGGCGAGGCCUGCACCCGCUUUCAGGUUCUUGAGGAAAACCACCUCAGUGCCAUCAAGAGCUUCAUCGAUAAUUAUAUUCACACAUUGGUGAACAGCUAUGCGCUGUGCGCGUCGAUGUGCAGCGAUCUGCAAAGUAAUGUCGACUCGUUAAGUAUCGAAGCGUUGCUCGAGCGCUUCUGCGCUGAUCGUGGCACAGGACGAGACCGACCCGAGCCGCACAAACCAUUACAAGACACAACCCCGCCUCUAUCGAGCCACUCGCUGCUCCGUACGCACCUCCAUUCGCAAAGUUCGGAGGACGUGUUCCGGGCGAGUGGCCUCACCAGCCAUAGUAGCAGUGCGAAUAGUAUACAACACCAGCAGCAGCAAGCAAUGGCGACAUCAGCCAGUGGCGGGACGGUGGCUGGUAUAGGCGGCAUUGCGGGAAAUGCUAUGGGCGGCGUGACAAUGGGAUCAACCGUUGCAAUGGGACAUCAUGGCCAGCACCCGCAUGGAGGCAUCACGCACCAGUCGUCGCAGUCAACACUGUACGAGUUCUUGGGUAGGAACUUGACCCUACGCGGACGGAAUAAAUCGACCAGCAAGAGCGACAACAACAGCCCCGAAGUAGGUAGCGGAGGUCAGGGAAGUCAGGGCAGCAGCAACAAUGCUACACACCAGCUACUGCAGCAGCAGCAGCAGCAGCAGCAGCAGUCGUCCUUCGGUUCCGCAGCCUUCGCCACCUCGGUGAGUCCAGCUCCAUUUGUCGAUGAAGAUGGCUUCAGUGUUCCGCCGCCGCCGGCAGCAUCAACAGCUCCGGCCUCGCAUCACCACAAGGCAACUUCAGGUGUUUCGAACGAGGAUAGUUCGAGUGAUGAUAGUAGCGAUGACGAAGCUGAGUUCCAGAAGAAGCUUGUGAUCAAGAUCAAACCCAUCUCGGAAGCUGUUGUAUCGAGCAACCUGCCGCUGGCGCAACCGGCGCGACUGGUGUCGCCGCCGGCGAAGAUGACUCCGCAAGUGCUGAGUCCUGAGUUCAACGGCAACAACGGAAAUCGCACGCCACCAGUCACCGACCAAUCGCAGCCGCUACAAGCGCUCAGUCAGCACCAUCCUCCCACGCUACCUCGAUCCAACGUCAUACCUCGGCCGCCAUCCCGCCGUUCCGUCGACCGGUCAUCACCAUCGCCGAUGACUCGUGCCGAGUCGGUCACCUCUAUUGGCUCCGUGUCAACCGGUGGCGGUACGGGAUUUUCACGAGGCCCGUCACCCCUGACGCUCGGCUACGGUGAUACAAUCCCUGUAGCUGUCGCGUUCCAGGAAGUCGUUCACGCGUCGUUCCGCGGCGCUGAGGAGUCUCUGUGCCAGGUGCGCAUCUUUGGCGACAUGAAGAUGUCCUUUCCGGUAGGCAUCCUCGGGGCGCUACUGUCGCACCCCAGUCCUCCUCAGCUUGUUUUCUCUCUAGGCAAUCUGCCGCCAGAUAAUCUUGUGCCGAAUUCGCUGCUGGUGAACGCCUUUGAAGAUCAGCCGGGCACCUUUCGCGUCGAGAUGGCCGAGCUGUUGGCGCAGUUGAAACGUCUAUACGACGCCCAGCCCGGCCAGACCUACUUCAACGUUGAUCUGAUGAAGUAUAGUUUGGCCGGAGGUACGGGGGCCUCGCUGGCUCCGCUUCACCUCGUCACCUACUGGAACUGCGACUCAGCCAAGUCCGACCUCAAGGUGGACUACUUGUACAACGCGACGGAUCGAUGGGCACAACGACCGUGCAACGGUCUCGUCACGGUCACAUUGCCCCCGACCGCCUCUGUGAGCAACGUACACUCGAAGCCACCCUGCAGUUGGAAUAGCGCCGCCAAGAAGGCCUCAUGGAAGGUGUCCAACAUUAAAGCCGGUUCAAUACUAGCACGUUUCCAGCACGAGGAGCCGCUGCUCUCCGAUCCCCCUGGGGAAGUCGCUGCAGCGUUUUCUAUCGAGGACGCCUGUUUUAGCGACGCGUCGUUUACACUAGCUCCGGCCUGCGGCUAUCGCCUGUCACUGAUCAAGAGACGAAUUAUUUCGGGACGAUAUACUGCCAUUAUGUGAAGAUGCUGAGCAAAGGCCAGUAAAGGACAGGCGGUGAGAGACGUACGAGAGAUGCGGAAGCAAACAACAGACGUCAAAGAUGAUACGCGUCAGCGAAUUUAUAACAGCUUUUUAGGAUUUUUAGGAUCGCGUCGCAAAACGAGUCCAGAACAACGAGAAAAGGGAGUGACGCGGUGGAAUAGUAAAUACGUAGUUGCUACCCCUGUUCCAGAAUCGUGACAUGGUGGCGUUCCUUUUGUGUUCUUACCAUGAAGCAUGCGCCUGGAGCGGACGCGCACCUAACGUGUCGACAGGGUCAAGUGCAUAACCAUUGCUUAGAGUUGAGAUCGUGCCUACUUGCGUGCGAGGCGGAUCCAUUUAUCAAUAACCGAAUUCUGUGACAACAAUAGAUGUUAUUGGCGUUAUAUAUAUUCGAUCCUAAGCUAUUCUAUUAUACAUAUGCAAAGAUCAAGUUUAGGCACACGCGAGCCGUGAAUGUGGCCUGUUGAUACAAUGAACGUCCGAAAACCUGAAUAGUGCCUAUACAGGUUUAGAAUAGUGCGUCUAGUAAGGUGUUGCGAAAACGUAUCACUUCAUAUCACAGAAUAGCGGAACGGCUAACCUGGGUACGGCGUCAGACGGAAUUGCGGUCAGCUUCAAAAAGACACAA